Lolium perenne is the source of this 1372-nucleotide messenger RNA. Its product is annotated as probable long-chain-alcohol O-fatty-acyltransferase 1. NCBI's taxonomy places the organism in Eukaryota, Viridiplantae, Streptophyta, Magnoliopsida, Poales, Poaceae. Gene Ontology annotation, biological process: lipid metabolic process. The record is from RefSeq and is a predicted model, not a curated record.
AUACCAAUUUGAGACAGUGGACUCCAUCCAGAUCUCACUAUCUAUCUCAGGCUCUCAACAGCGGCUAGCUGCGCUCAUCGAACGCGGCAUGGCGUCCGAGCUGACUAGCCUCACCUUGGUCUCGGCCGCCGUGGCCGCGGCCAUGGCCUACGCGCGCCUCGCCGCCUCGCGCGUGGUCCCCGGACUCGCCCGUCUGGCCGCGCUCCUCCCGGCGCUCCUCGUCCUCCCAGUCCUCCCCUUCACCUUCUCUCCCAUCCUCCUCCGCACAAUCUCCGCCUUCUUCCUCGUCUGGCUCUGCGGCUUCAAGCUCCUCCUCCUCGCCGCCGGCCACGGCCCCCUCCACCCGGCCCUCCCACUCGUCCGCUUCGUCACCUGCGCCGCGCUCCCCAUCAAGCUCCGGGACAGAGGCGCGGAGAACUCGCGGUCCCUCCCUCCGGAGUUCCUCCUGUCCUACGCGGCCAAGGCGGCCUUGUUCGCGGCGCUCAUCUCGCUCCGGCGCGUCCGGGCGCGAAUGCCGCAGUACGGCGUGGUGGCGUUCGACGGCGCGCACGUGUACCUGAUGCUGGAGCUCUUCAUGGCGUCCGCCGCGGCGUUCGCGCGCGCGCUGCUGGGCGCGGAGCUGGAGCCGCAGUUCGACCGGCCGUACCUGGCGUCGUCCCUCCGCGACUUCUGGGGCCACCGGUGGAACCUCAUGGUGCCCGGGGCGCUCCGGCCGAGCGUGUACCGGCCCGUGCGCGCCCGCCUCGGCGCCCCCGCGGGGGUGCUCGCCACGUUCCUCGUGUCGGGCCUCAUGCACGAGCUCAUGUUCUACUACAUCACGCUCCAGGCCGGCACGGGGGAGGUCACCGCGUUCUUCGUCCUGCAUGGCGCGUGCGUGGUGGCCGAGCGGUGGUGCGCGAGGCAGAGAGGGAUGUGGCGGCCGCCGCGCGCGGCGGCGACGGCGGCCACGCUGGCGUUCGUCGCGGGGACCGCGUCAUGGCUGUUCUUCGCGCCCGUCACACGGAGCGGCCUGGACAAGGCCAUCGUCGCCGAGUGCGAGGGGAUGAUGGCGGCCUUGGAGAAGCUGGCUGCCGGGGCGGCGCGCUUGGUGUGGUCGUGACGGUUUGAGAAAAGUUGGUUUCAGGAGUACAAUCACGUUCUGGUCGGUAUGGCCUAUCGCGAUUCACGAUCACCUUCAAUAGUUAGUUACCACAUACACAAAAAUUAAGUGGCCACCUUCAGCAUAUUUUCACAGAUUGCAAUACCAGAAUCUCAUUUCGCUGCAUUAUGCGUGGGCACUUUGCUCAUGGGAUUGUCAUGUAGUUGCAGUGGCGUACACGCUGCAGAAACAAGAGCAUCGGACGACAAGAAAAGAAAAGGAUAUCUUCUAGCU